GGGUUCCGCUUCCGGUUCCGGCGGCGGGCGGCAUGAAGGAGGCGCUGCAGGCGCUGGGCCGGGUGCCCGCGCACCCCGAGGCCCGCUGCUGGUUCCUGGCCUGGAGCCCCGGCGGCGGCCUCCUGGCGUCCUGCGGCGGGGACCGCACCGUGCGGCUCUGGGCGCGGGAAGGGCCGGGCUGGGCGUGCCGGGCGGUGCUGGGCGAGGGGCACCAGCGCACGGUGCGCCGCGUGGCCUGGUCGCCCUGCGGCUCCUACCUGGCCUCCGCCAGCUUCGACGCCACCACCUGCAUCUGGAAGAAGGGCGACGACGGCUUCGAGUGCGUGACCACGCUGGAGGGGCACGAGAACGAGGUGAAGUCGGUGGCCUGGGCCCCCUCGGGUAACCUGCUGGCCACCUGCAGCCGCGACAAGAGCGUCUGGGUGUGGGAAGUGGAUGAGGAGGAGGAGUACGAGUGCGUCAGCGUCCUCAACUCGCACACGCAGGACGUCAAGCACGUGGUCUGGCACCCCAACCAGGAGCUCUUGGCCUCGGCCAGCUACGACGACACGGUGAAGCUGUACCGCGAGGAGGAGGACGACUGGGUGUGCUGCGCCACGCUGGAGGGCCACGAGUCCACCGUGUGGAGCGUGGCCUUCGACCGCGGCGGCGAGCGCCUGGCGUCCUGCAGCGACGACAAGACGGUGCGCAUCUGGCAGCAGUACAAGCCGGGCAACGAGGAAGGGGUGGCGUGCAGCGGCACCGACCCCACCUGGAAGUGCGUCUGCAACCUGUCGGGCUACCACACCAGGACCAUCUACGACGUGGCGUGGUGCCACCUCACCGGGGCGCUGGCCACGGCCUGCGGCGACGACGCCAUCCGCGUCUUCGAGGAGAGCGCCUCCUCCACGCCGCAGCAGCCCACCUUCAGCCUCACCGCCCACGUGCCCCGCGCGCACUCGCAGGACGUCAACUGCGUGGCCUGGAACCCCAAGGAGCCGGGUUUGCUGGCCUCCUGCAGCGACGACGGCGAGAUCGCCUUCUGGAAGUACCAGCGGCCCGAAGUCUGCUGAGAGCUUUACCCGGAGGUUUCACGCCGCGGUGCCGGCCCCAGGAUGGGGGGCGUUCAGCCGCCACAAAGCCCCUUGGUGGGGAGAGCAGGACGGGGACGGGGUGGGCAACCUCCUGCAUCCUGCCUCCCUGCAGCACUUGGACUUCAGCCCUUUGGCAGCCCGUGGCGGGGGGGGGGGGGUUCAGGGGGGUUUGGCAUGGCCAAAAAGGAGCCUGCCAGCCGUGGGGGUCCUGCCACGCUCCCCGAGGACACGCACGGUGGCGCAGCGCCGCUGCCAGGCUCAGGCCGACUUUGGGAGACGCCCCGAGGGCGUUGCUUCUCCCUCCUGCUCCGCGCUCAAUAAAUCCUUGCCCUGCUCGAA
Messenger RNA from Cygnus atratus (black swan), 1412 nucleotides. It is a transcript of the gene CIAO1, whose product is annotated as cytosolic iron-sulfur assembly component 1. Gene Ontology annotation, cellular component: cytosolic [4Fe-4S] assembly targeting complex. Gene Ontology annotation, biological process: iron-sulfur cluster assembly. Gene Ontology annotation, molecular function: protein binding. The record is from RefSeq and is a predicted model, not a curated record. NCBI's taxonomy places the organism in Eukaryota, Metazoa, Chordata, Aves, Anseriformes, Anatidae. The transcript is spliced from 7 exons. The coding region runs from base 33 to 1052 and encodes 339 amino acids.